UUCUCUAGCCGCUGGCAGGGGGAGGCGGAAGUGAGGGUGUGGUGAAGGCCCCCUGCUUGCGUCCGCAGCAGGUGUUGGACUUGUUGCUGUAGCGCUCGCCCGCCAGCUAUCCGCUCCCCCUUCCCUCCGCCCUCGUUGGUUUCGUCCCGUGCGGGCAAUAGCGACGGCGGGCGCACGGAGAGAAGAUGGCGGCUACGGCCCCUGCAGUGCUGCCGGCUCUGUGACCGCCGUGCUCUCUUCUUUCUGCUUUCUCCUCCUCGCCCCUGCACCCCAUCCUUCCCGGUUGCCCUUCGCCUCGUCUUCCCUGCAGGGCGCGCAGGGACCAUGUCGGACUCGGAGGAGGAGGAGAGUCCGGACCGCCAGCUCAAGCUAGUGUUGCUGGGGGACGGCACCACUGGCAAGACAUCCUUAGCCACACGUUUUGCCCAAGAAACAUUUGGAAAACAGUACAAGCAAACCAUAGGACUGGACUUCUUCCUGAAAAGCAUAAUGCUGCCAGGAAAUGCAAAUGUUACUCUUCAAGUGUGGGAUGUAGGGGGGCAAACAAUCGGAGGCAAAAUGCUGGAUAAAUAUAUUUAUGGAGCUCAGGGUAUUCUCUUGGUUUAUGAUAUUACCAACAGCCAGAGUUUUGAAAAUUUAGAAGACUGGCAUAAUAUGGUAAAAAAAGUGAAUGAAGCAUCAGAAACACAGCCACUUGUGGCCUUGGUUGGAAAUAAAAUUGACUUGGAACAUAUGCGCACGGUGAAAGUUGACAAGCACCAGCGAUUGUGUCAGGAAAACAAUUUCAGUAGCCAUUUCGUGUCGGCCAAGACAGGAGAUUCUGUCUUCCUGUGUUUUCAGAGAAUUGCUGCUGACAUACUUGGCAUCAAAUUAAACAAAGCAGAACUGGAACAAUCACAGAGAGUGGUGAAGGCAGAUAUUGUCAACUACAGUCAGGAGCCUGUGGCAAGAACCGUUAAUCCUCCUAGAAGCUCCAUGUGUGCAGUUCAAUGACUGUGCUGUUCUGUUUUGAUACCUCCAGCAGUCUCCUACCUUGACACGGGCUCUGGGAUUCCCAGGAACUUAGUUUUUACUGGUGACCAUCACAACAGCGCAAUUAGAGGUUUCAGAAGCGUGUUGCACCAUUGUACAUUGAGAAGCACCAAGGCAGUUUUUUGACUGGCUGAAGUUCAAACAUGAGGCCACACACUUUGAAAAAUUAAGAUCUAUGUUCUUUUAAAUUAUAUUUAAAUAAAGCAGUGUAACUGUGUGUAUAUGUUUCCUUCUAUCUGACUGGUUACUGGAAUUAAAAAUGGUUGAAGAAGUCCUGCAUUCAGAAUGCUUUUGAAGACAUCACAAUGGAGGGAUGUUUUGCCAAAGCACAUAAAAAAAAAACCCAACCUUUUUUCCUCCCCUCCUGUGAUCUGAACUGACACUCAGCAAAACAUAAGCUGGACAAGCUAUUGGUGGAAUAAUUUGAAGCACAUAACCUCUUUUAUCCGAGUAUAAUUUGGAAAGUAUUCUAUUAACACAUAUAUAUACACAUAAUGCGAUAAUGUUUAAAUUGUACCCAGUAACACUGCUUGAAAUAAAGUGUAAUAUAAAACUAGUUGCUUUUCAGAAGUCUCAGGUUGUCUCCAUGGAUGUUCUGAAAGAUGGUAGUGUUUUUGUGUAUUUUUAUUACCACUUCAGCAUUAUUUUUGCAGUAGUAAUGUGCUCAUGUCUUCAUGAAUAUAGAUGAACUUCAGUCAACAGUUUGGGUUGUAAAUGUUGAGUGAUAUAUUCAACAUGCAUUAGAAAAACUCUUGAUGGAUUAACUGGGAUCAGUCAUUUUUAAUAACUGAAUGAUUUUUGGCCUGGUACUCUUCUUUCUAGUUCAGACUAAAUGACAAAUAAAAAGCUGUCUGCUCUGUGA
Messenger RNA from Pogoniulus pusillus (Red-fronted tinkerbird), 1894 nucleotides. It is a transcript of the gene RAB28, whose product is annotated as RAB28, member RAS oncogene family. The record is from RefSeq and is a predicted model, not a curated record. NCBI's taxonomy places the organism in Eukaryota, Metazoa, Chordata, Aves, Piciformes, Lybiidae. Gene Ontology annotation, molecular function: GTPase activity; GTP binding. The transcript has 7 exons. The coding region runs from base 325 to 993 and encodes 222 amino acids. Gene Ontology annotation, biological process: regulation of exocytosis.